Oncorhynchus keta (chum salmon) is the source of this 4155-nucleotide messenger RNA. RefSeq names its product ankyrin repeat domain-containing protein 6. Gene Ontology annotation, molecular function: protein binding. NCBI's taxonomy places the organism in Eukaryota, Metazoa, Chordata, Actinopteri, Salmoniformes, Salmonidae. The transcript is spliced from 12 exons. The coding region runs from base 1 to 2142 and encodes 713 amino acids. The record is from RefSeq and is a predicted model, not a curated record.
AUGAUGGCAGGAAACACAGCUCUCCACCUGGCCUGUCAGAAUGCCAAUACUCAGAGCGCCCACGUGCUGCUGCUGGGAGGCUCCAGACCAGACAUCAAGAACAAUGUGGGGGACACCUGUUUGCAUGUGGCAGCACGCUACAAUCACCUGGCCAUGAUCAAGAUUCUGGUGGACGCCUUAUGCUCUGUUACGGCGAAAAACCAGCUAGGGGACACUGCUCUCCAUGUGGCGGCUGCCCUAAACCACAAGAAAACUGUUCAGCUCCUCCUGGAGGCAGGGACUGACGGCAACGCACGAAACAACGCAGGGAAGACUGCCCUGGACAAGGCCAGAGACUACAACCACAAAGACGUGUCACUCCUGCUGGCCAGAGCUCCUCAGGUUCACUGUUUCACUAGAGAAAGGACGGUGAGGAAGAAAAGGGACCGGCUGAAAGCAGAACGCAGAACCCAGUCUGUCACUAGAGAAGAAAUUCUGCCCAACAAGGACAGUGGGUAUGUGGCUGAGGCGUCUCACGGUAGUGAGCGUAGGGCCAGCAGAGCAGGGCUGCCUCACCAUCAUCACCACCGCCUUCACUACAGUAAAACAUCAGUCACCCCAACCAGCCCUUACCACAGAAGGAGAAGACAUAAGCUUUUCAAAGAACAGGCCUUGGCAGAGGAUACUCCGAGAAGAAGAAUGAAUGGCCAUCCCGAACUCCACAGGAAGAGCAGACUGUGUACACAUGAUGAAGCCCUUCCGCCUCACAACGGCAAAACCUAUCAGCUAUACACCCUGUACCGCGACAAGGACGGCAAUGUCAAACAGGCCCCAGCCAAUGGCUGCCACUGUAAGCCCCUGAUCAAGAGGCUAGAGGGAGAGCUGAACGCCACUAAAGAGGAGAUGAGGACACAGAUGCUGACAGUUCAGGAGCAAGUCUAUACUAGGCUUGGGAGGAUGGACCGCAAGAGCAUACACCAGGCCUGUCUGCUACCAGUCAAUUCAAUUCAAUUUUGUUGCACACAUGGCUUUUUCUGUCUCAUACAGAAAGACAAACUGCAAAUACAGCCUGUAAACCUCCACUCGAAUUUGUAUCAAAGUGCUGGACAUGUUGACCCAGGAGAGGGUGGCAGCAGAGAGGAUGGAGUGUCUCUACAGGAUGGACCAGACAGCUGCCCAGGGCAGAGAGGAGGCACAGAGGAGACAGGUGAAAUCAAAAGUUACACUACCCAGAAGGCACACAAUUUGUGGAAUGACCCCUCUAUGUCUCUCUGUGGUUCAAACCCCAAGCAGGCAGCAGCAACCCAGGAGUUGAAGAGGUGGUGCAUGACUCAGAUCCAGGAUAUGGACCUCCACCUCCCAGCCCACCCCCAGUACUACAAGCUGCUCCCCUCACCGUCUGUGGAGCAGUCUGUGGGGGACGAUGGAGACUCAGAGUGCCUCCCCCUGCUCUCUGUCUUCUCUGGGGACAGCAGCAGCUCUCUGGCUAACUACGUCAACCUGCUGCCAUGCCCUUCACCCUCGCCUUCAAUCACCCACAAUGCACCACACAGUCCGGCAAUGGAGCAGGGCCAGGGAUCGGGCAGGAAGUACUUUGAGCUGAAGCUGGACAGAUCACCAGAGGACGACCAGAACACUACUCUUCUCCCUCUGCUAGCUCACCGCCAUCACCCGGGAAUCCUCCUGAGCUCUACCGCCACCCGGUGUCAGCAUCCAGAACUACUCGACAAUCACAUUCCGGGGCUGAUCUGGGAUGGCUGCUCCAGCAGCAGCCAGUCUCCCACCAGCAACCGGAAGCAAGGCCGGGGCCAGGACAGCCAUGGCUGGCACCACAAGAAGCACCUCCGGGACCGGAUCAGGACGCGCGGCCUGAUGAGACCACCCAGUGUCGGGACCAGGACCCUAGAGUUCUUCAUGGACAGACCCCCUGAGCCCACAUUCAGUCAGGAGAGAAACAACCUACACGCCAUGGAGGUGACCCAGACGUUUUUUGAGACAGUGUCCACUCAGCUGGAGUGCUGGUAUGAGAGGAAGAUCCAGAAUGCCAAGCGGCAGGCAGAGCUCAGGGCACAGCAUGACAGGGCCGAACUCCUGCAGCGAAUUAGAAGCCUGGAGGAGGAGCUUGAACAGCUCAGGAUGACCAAUGGGAGCACAGACAGUUGAUGCCAACCGGAUUGACAUCAUGAGUUUGAGCAGAGGAAGAGAUGAAGCGAGAGGGUUUACUUUGCCCAAAAUCUGUCCACGAAAAUAAGACCGCAAAGUGAGGAAUUUUUUAUGGAGGACAAUGAGUCGAAUUUGGAUAAGAAAAACUUGAAUUGCUUACUUGAUCAAAUAAAAGUUUCAAAAUGGUUAGGUUGUUAUGAAUGUAUUGAUAUAAGUGAACGCAUGUGGCAUUUCGGAAACCUAAAAAAAAUAAAACUUAAUCUGAGUUGUGCCUUUUGUUCACACGUGUAUCUGCCCUCUCAUUGCCUAGAAUAGUCCCACCUGAUCUCGACUCCUUUGGCCUGCAUUCCAUCAAAGACAAUACAGUGCUUCCAUCUUUGAGGACACUAAUUUCCAAUGUUAGUGGUCACUCGACUAUCUUGUCAAUAUAAUAGAUUGUCUUUGGUUAGACCCUUACCUUAACCUAAUUGUAACCCAUUUGAAAAUGAAAUAUCACAUCUGCUACGUCCCCUUUGUUUUUCCCAUUUAUUGCUUAUACAGUGCUUUGCAAAAGUAUUCAACCCCCUUGCCGUUUUUUUUCCUCAAUUUUAUUCCAUUACAACCUGCAAUUUAAAUGGAUUUUUAUUUGGUUUUCAUGUAAUGGACAUACACAAAAUAGUUCAAAUUGGUGAAAUGAAAUGAAAAAAGAUUUAAAAACAGAAAAAUGGUGAGCGCAUUUGUAUUCACCCCUUUGCUAUGAAGCCCCUAAAUAAGAUCUGGUGCAACCAAUUACCUUCAGAAGUCACUUAAUUAGUUAGAUUGCACACAGGUGGACAAUAUUUAAGUGUCACAUGAUCUGUGACAUGAUCUCAGUAUACAUACACCUGUUCUGAAAGUGUCUACAACACCACCAAGCAAGCAGCACCAUGAAGACCAAGGAGCUCUCCAAACAGGUCAGGGACAAAGUUGUGGAGAAGUACAGAUCGGGGUUGGGUUAUGAAUAAAUACCAGAAACUUUGAACAUCCCACGGAGCACCAUUAAAUCCAUUAUUAAAAAAUGGAAGAAUAUGGCACCACAACAAAUAUGCCAAGAGAGGGCCGCACACCAAAACUCACCGACCGGGCAAGGAGGGCAUUAAUCAGAGAAAACAAAGAGACCAAAGAUAACCCAGAAGGAGCUGCAAAACUCCACAGCGGAGAUUGGAUUAUCUGUCCAUAGGACCACAUUAAGCCGUACACUCCACAGAGCUGGGCUUUACGGAAGAGAAAAAAGCCAUUGCUUAAAAAAAAAAGAAAACACUUUUGGUGUUCGCCAAAAGGCAUGUGGAAGACUCCCCAAACAUAUGGAAGAAGGUACCCUGGUCAGUUGAGACUAAAAUGUAGUUUUUUGUCCAUCAAGGAAAACUCUAUGUCUGGCGCAAACCCAACACCUCGCAUCACCCCGAGAAUACCAUCCCCACAAUGAAGCAUCAUGCUGCGGCAGUGUUUUUCAUCGGCAGGGACUGGGAAACUUGUCAGAAUUGAAGAAAUGAUGGAUGGCACUAAAUACAGGAAAUUCUUGAGGGAAACCUGUUUCAGUCUUACAGAGAUUUGAAACUGGGACGGAGGUUCACCUUCCAGCGGGACAAUGACCCUAUGCAUACUGCUAAAGCAACACUCGAGUGGUUUAAGGGACACAUUUAAAUGUUUUGGAAUGGCCUAAUCAAAGCCCAGACCUAAAUCCAGUUGAGAAUCUGUGGUAUGACUUAAAGAUUGUACACCAGCGGAACCCAUCCAACUUGAAGGAGCUGGAUCAGUUCUGCGUUGAAUAAUGGGCAAAAAUCCCAGUGGCUAGAUGUGCCAAGCUUAUAGACACAUACCCCAAGAGACCUGCAGCUGCAAUUGCUGAAAAAGGUGGCUCUACAAAGUAUUGACUUUGGAGGGGGUGAAUAGUUAUGCAUGCUCAAGUUUGCAGUUUUUUUGUCUUAUUUCUUGUUUGUUUCACAAUUAUUAUUUUUUUGCAUCUUGAUAGUAGUAGGCAUGUUGUGUAAAUCA